Molecule: messenger RNA, 2140 nt
Organism: Hemicordylus capensis (graceful crag lizard)
Lineage: Eukaryota; Metazoa; Chordata; Lepidosauria; Squamata; Cordylidae
Gene: CHST12
Product: carbohydrate sulfotransferase 12
Exons: 2
Coding region: 511-1782 (423 amino acids)
Biological process (GO): proteoglycan biosynthetic process; carbohydrate biosynthetic process
Cellular component (GO): membrane
Molecular function (GO): sulfotransferase activity
Source: RefSeq, a predicted model, not a curated record
GGGGGCCGCUUCAGGUCAUCUGCGCAGCAGCUGGGGCCGCUGCAGCGGGGCGGGGGAGACCGGAGGAGGAUGCCUUGCCGCUGGAUCGGGGCUCUCCUCCUCCUCCGGAGGCCCCCCUGGAGAUGCGCUCGCCAAGCGGGCUGCCUGGCAGAAACCUUUUGGAGAAGGCGGGGCGGACCAACCGCAGGACCUUCUGUGCGCUCUCUGUCUGGAUUCUCCCGUGCGGGGCGAGCGAGGCCGUCUCGCUCGCUCUGAACCCUAAUGAGAGCCGUGGUGUACCCAGCGCAGUCCUCUCCGCAAGGAAGCAAGUCACACUGAGUUCCACAGGCCCGUCUGCUGAGGCGUGUAGCUCGAAUCCUUUCGGCUCUCUGUGGGGUGUGAUGUUCUUGGAAGAAGGGUUUUGGCUGCAAGGAGGCUCUUAAAUGCAAGGAUCCUGGCCACCUACCAACGUCAUGCUGAGUGUCCAAUGUUUUCACCUGAGUUGGAGGUGAACUUGGCAGGAAGUCGCUUAUGACUUGGCCUUCCAGAAUGACCAAAGCGCGGCUCUUCCGCCUGUCGGUGGUGGUAGGUUCCAUCUUUAUGAUCCUGCUGAUCAUUGUGUAUUGGGACAACGUGGGGACUGCCCACUUCUACCUGCAUACCACCUUCUCCAGGCCUCAUGGGGUGCUCCCCACUGUUGUGAAGGAUGUCGGCCAAGAUCCUUUGUCGGAUGUGGACGAGUUCUUGGAGAAGCUUCUCAGCUCUGACUUGAGGAAGAAGGUUGACUUGGGUCGAAAAACAGAGCAGCCGCCCGCACAGGCCUCGAGCAGGCCCGUUGCUGGCAACUUGGAAGAGAACGUAAGGGGUUACGAUUGGAGUACCCGUGACGCCAGCACGAUCCUCGACCAAGAGAAGUUGCAAGCAGAGAGGCGGAGGACGCUGAGGGAAUUAUGUGCCAAUUCCAACUUCGCCUUCCCGACCAAGGAGCGCUCCUUUGAUGACAUCCCCAACUACGAGCUGAACCAUCUCAUAGUUGACGACCGCCAUGGCGUCAUCUACUGUUACGUCCCCAAAGUGGCCUGCACCAACUGGAAGCGGGUGAUGAUUGUGCUGAGCGAGAGCUUGAUGGACCAGGGCAUCCCGUAUGCCGAUCCCUUGGACAUCCCCCGUGAGCACGUCCACAACACCAGCACCCACUUCACCUUCAAUAAGUUCUGGCGCCGCUAUGGCAAAUUCUCCCGCCACCUCAUGAAGAUCAAGCUGAAAAAGUACACCAAGUUCCUCUUUGUCCGCGACCCCUUUGUCCGACUCAUUUCAGCCUUCCGCAGCAAAUUUGAGCUGGAGAAUGAAGAGUUCUACCGCCGGUUUGCCAUCCCGAUGCUCAGACUUUACUCGAACUAUACCAGCAUUCCCACGUCGGUCAGUGAGGCCUUCGAGGCAGGCCUCAAAGUCUCCUUCUCGGAUUUCAUCCAGUAUUUGCUGGAUCCCCGGACAGAGAAGUUGGCCCCUUUCAACGAGCACUGGCGGCAGGUCUAUCGCCUGUGCCACCCGUGCCAAGUGGAGUAUGACUUCAUUGGCAAACUGGAGACCUUGGAUGAGGACGCAGCUCACCUGUUGCAGCUUCUCAAGGUGGACCAUCUCCUCCGCUUCCCUCCCAGCUACCGGAACAGGACAGCCAGCAGCUGGGAGGAAGACUGGUUUGCCAAAAUCCCCAUGGCAUGGAGGCGGCAGCUGUACAAACUGUACGAGGCAGAUUUUGUACUCUUUGGCUAUCCCAAACCAGAAAACUUGUUCAAAACCUGAGCAAGACAGAUCUGGGGGGAAAGAGAGCCCCCUGCAAAGAGCCCCCUUUUUCAGAAUAAGAGAGCCCCUCUGCCUAUGUUAAAACACUCAAGUGUACUUUAUUUUUUAUUUUUACAGUAUUUUACACUCCGUUGUCUGGUUGCAAGAUUCUUGGAAUCUCCCUUUGGAAAAACGUUUUCCCAAAUUCCCUUCAGAUUUUUUUUUAAAAAAUGUUUUGUUAAAUGUAUCCUGCAGUUCUGAAGUUAGGAUACGACAUUGUCUAUUCCACCAGCAGUAUUCUUUGGGAUGCUUUUUAUUAGUGCAUUUUAAAAAAAAAGAAAGAGAGAUGAAUUAAUAUAUUAAAAUAUUUAAUACAAAG